AUAAAGUUCUUGAUAAGUUUACUCUUGAUAUAUAUGCCCUUAAAAUAUCUCAUAAUUUACAUAUUCAUAAUGAAAUGAUAUUCAAAGAAAUUCCAAUAGACGAGCACAUAGUUAAGCAUAUUUUAUCCUGGUCCGAAAAUGGUUUUUAUUUUUUAUUGAUGGAAUUGUGUGAUAAUAACCUUUCAACUCUUGAAACACUUUUGAAAAAACAUUCAAAAUUCUCAGAACUUGAACUUAAAAAUUACACUGUUGAUAUUUUAAGAGGUCUUAAUCAAUUGCAUAAACGAUAUAUUGUACAUUUAGAUCUUAAACCAGAGAAUAUAUUUUUUAAAAGUGGUGCAUGUAAAAUUGGUGAUUUUGGGUUAGCUUCAAAACUCUUAAAUAAAAAUAAUGACACUGAGAAUGAUUACGAAUACUUGCAAGAAGGGGAUAAUAAAUACAUGGCCCCUGAGUUAUUGAAUGGUAAGUUUUCAACAUCUGCAGAUAUAUUUAGUCUAGGAAUAACACUUUUAGAAUUAGCAACAAAUUUAUCUUUACCCAAUUUUGGAGAAUGUUGGUUAUAUCUUAGAAAAGGAAUAUUACCUUCUGAAAUAAUAAAAGAAUCUGGAGUCUCAGAUGAAUUUUUUGAAAUUAUCAGUUGGAUGCUUAAUCCAGACCCCCAGCUAAGACCAUCUGCUGAAGAGUUACUCUAUAAAUCUAAUACCUGGAUCAAAUCACACAAUCAAAAAAGAUGGAAUAUUUUUAAUUUUUACUUAUACAAUUCUCAAUUAGUAAUAUCCAACAUGAUACAGAAAAGCAUAUUGCUACUAAAUAAAUAUAUUUUUCCAAAGUUUAAAAAAAUUGAUAUGUAUAAAAAGAAUGAUAUUAUCCAACCAUUAUACAAUAAUUUAGAUGCCAAAUUUGAACCAAUUGCUGAAUAUCCUGGUAAAACCAUAGACUUUAAGUCUACAGACAACACUAAUAAUAAAAAACCACAAUUCAAGUCAACUCAUUGUAAUAAUUUGCCAUAUAAUCAUCUGUCAACCACGAAGAACAAAAUUUUUAGAUCCAGCAAAAAGUUCUUAAAUUUCAAUGAUGAAGAAGAACCUAUUCAUUCAAAAGCGAAAGAAUCCAUUUUUAAAAAUUUGCUGCAGGAAUUUGAAUCAGAAAUAUCUCAAGCUUAAAUAAAUAUUUUUUUUAAAAAAUGAUUCAUGUUUUGCGCAUAUUUAUAUUAUGUAAUUUUAAAUAUAUGUACUUUUUUUAAGAUAAUAUUAUUAUUUUGUGAUAGACAGUUUUUAAUGAAUGAAAUAAUAAAUAAUUUAUAAACCAGUGAUGAUGCUAUUAAAUAAUUUGAAUUGAACAUAUAUUUUAUUGAUGACUUAAUUAUUUUAA
This is a messenger RNA of Gordionus sp. m RMFG-2023, 1371 nucleotides long. RefSeq names its product membrane-associated tyrosine- and threonine-specific cdc2-inhibitory kinase wee-1.3-like. The transcript has a single exon. Lineage: Eukaryota; Metazoa; Nematomorpha; Gordioida; Chordodea; Parachordodidae. Gene Ontology annotation, biological process: protein phosphorylation. Gene Ontology annotation, molecular function: protein tyrosine kinase activity; ATP binding. The record is from RefSeq and is a predicted model, not a curated record. Gene Ontology annotation, cellular component: nucleus; cytoplasm. Bases 75 to 1163 code for a protein of 362 amino acids.